Molecule: messenger RNA, 1013 nt
Organism: Gaeumannomyces tritici R3-111a-1
Lineage: Eukaryota; Fungi; Ascomycota; Sordariomycetes; Magnaporthales; Magnaporthaceae
Exons: 3
Coding region: 207-809 (200 amino acids)
Source: RefSeq, a predicted model, not a curated record
GGUGGUGCCACACCCCCGAGAGAGAUAAAGGCGCCGGGUAAGACUUCCUAGUCGUCUCGUCCUGCUCCUCUUACUCCAGCAGCGAAGUCUCUUCACUCUCUCCCGAUUUCUCACCUCACCACACUCUUUCCCGACUGCCAAAUUCUUGUUCACAGCCUUCGACUUCUUUUUUCACAACCUCGCCAGACACCCCACAAUUUCUCAAGAUGAUGCACGUCCUCCCCGUUGUCGCCAGCGCCAUGUCGCUGUUCUCGGCCGUCUCCGGUCUGGCUCUCGCCAAGCUCGACGAUGGGCACAACUUUGAUCUGUUUGCCUACGGAGCUGGCCUUGGCGGCAUCCAGCUGUGCGCCAAGAACGGGGCCGCUUACCUGGUCGACACCUCCAAGGUUGAUCUUGUCAAGGCUGGCGCUGAGCCUGUUCGCUUCACCAAGCAGGGUGACGUUUGGCUGGCGUCGACCAACGGCACCUCAAGCCCCAAGCUCGACAUGGCCCAGCUCUACGUGCCCCGCCCCAACUCCGACUCCAAGGCCAUCGGCUUCCUGCCCCUGAACGCUACCGCCGGCCAGGUCGACGAGGCCGAGACCAAGGGCUUCAGCUUCUACGGCAAGCUCGCGCUGCACAUUGACCAGGCCUCGGGCGCCCUGCAGACGGCCUUCUACGCCCAGUCCACGAACCAGGAGGGAGUCAAGGCCCUCGUCUGGAACGUCACCGACUCCAACGGCGCCCAGAACGCCCAGAUCGAGCUCAGGUCCACCCCGCCCUCCAAUGACACCGCCCCCGCUCCCCCGGCGACCCCCGCACCUUUGUAAACAGAAAGAAGCCAAGCAGGAGACGACCUUGUUUCCUUUCCGUCUGCAGUGUCCCCCGGCGACUUCUAGAGGCUCUUGGAGCAAUCGAACCAGAUUUGUCAUGUGGUUUUUUCUUUUGGAUGUAUCCCUUUAGAUAGCCCAUCCUUGUACGAGGUGACGAAUCAAGUCAAGAAUACGUGGUGCAUUUACUACGCCGCCCUGCGA